ACCCAUCGCAACACUGCCAUUACAAAGCCCAUAAGAUUCUCCAUCUUCUGCUCAGUGUUGUCCACCGAGCCAAAUGGCUUUCUGCGCUUCUGCUCCGUCCUUCUGCAGUCUCAUCGGUGCCCAUCGGUGGACGUCGCCGUCCAAGGCUUCACCACGUCCAUGCUUCCGACCACAUAUCCGGUGUGCUGCGCAGACUCCUCCUCGGCGAUCGGCUAAUUACCAGCCAAGCUCGUGGAGUGACGAAUACAUCCAAUCGCUAAGAAAUGACACCAAGGUGGAGGAGGAUAACGCAAGAAGGAUGGGAAAACUGACGGAGGAAGUGAAACAACUGAUCUACAUGAAGAAGGGAAUGGAGGAGCAGCUUCAACUGAUCGAUCACCUGCAGCUGCUUGGGGUGGCGUAUCACUUUAAGGAGGAUAUUAAGGAUGCUUUCGGGACUAUAUACGGUUCCGUGGAAAAGGUGAACAUGUUGCUGAAGGAUAAUCUUCAUGCCACGUCUCUUAUGUUCAGGCUUCUAAGAGAACAUGGGUUUGAUGUUUCUGAAGGUGUAUUCUACCGAUUUAUGGAUGAGAAGGGAAACUUGAAAGCCAGCCUUCGCCACCAGACUGAAGGAUUGGUGAGCUUGUACGAGGCUUCCCAUCUUGCAAAGGAAGGAGAGCAAGUGCUGGAAGAAGCUAAGAACUUCACAACUAAACAGCUCAAGAGCCUCAUGGAGGGAUCACUUGAGCCUCAUCUCAGGGAGCACGUAGCCCAUGCCUUGGAGCUUCCAUUGAACUGGAGGAUGCCGAGGUUACAGACCAGGUGGUUUAUAGAAGCAUGCCAAAGGGAAGCUAACAUACACCCUGUCCUACUUGAAUUGGCUAAGUUGGACUUCAACAGAGUUCAGAGCAUACAGCAGAGGGAACUCAGAGAAGUGUCGAGGUAUUUUGAGCUUGCUCCUCGUGCAAACUUCAGCACAAACUUCUGGCUGUCGAUCAGAUGGUGGAGCAAUCUUGGCCUGGCGCAGAGGCUUCCAUUUGUUGGGCUGAUGGCCCAUAUUCAGCCCAUGUGGGCUUUAUCAGCCCACAGCCCACAGCCCACACCCUCUCUUAACCUAACCCUAAUUAAGAUUAGGAGGGUGUGGUGGCUGCGUUUUAGAGGUAGAUUAAGGCUAUAAAAAGGCAGCAACGAGGCAGAUCUUUGAGGCCACGGGAUUCCAAAGAGAAGAAGGAGAUCAAGGCAGAAAAGGAAGAGAAAGAAAGGGAAGAAGACAAGGACAACGCAGAGAGACUGUUCACAAUCAUCUAGCAGUGUUCUCAUCUCAGGUUAGAUCAAAUCUACAGUAGACUCUUGCUGUGAUUACUUGGGGAGGUUUUAGAUAUUGUGGGCAGUGACGUGAUCCUUGUAUCCCAGUUAUUCUCUUGUGGUUGUUGCUAGGGUUUUGGGCAAGAGAUUGAGAUUUGUAUA
Messenger RNA from Musa acuminata AAA Group (dessert banana), 1446 nucleotides. Its product is annotated as monoterpene synthase 7, chloroplastic-like. Lineage: Eukaryota; Viridiplantae; Streptophyta; Magnoliopsida; Zingiberales; Musaceae. Gene Ontology annotation, molecular function: terpene synthase activity. The transcript has 3 exons. The record is from RefSeq and is a predicted model, not a curated record. Bases 74 to 1156 code for a protein of 360 amino acids.